This is a messenger RNA of Aspergillus calidoustus, 504 nucleotides long. NCBI's taxonomy places the organism in Eukaryota, Fungi, Ascomycota, Eurotiomycetes, Eurotiales, Aspergillaceae. The record is from the annotation of a GenBank genome assembly.
AUGGUCUACGGGAUCAACCUGUACGCCGACGGCGGCUGCCGCGGCAACGGCAACGGCCAGCCCGGCGCAAUCGGCGCUGCUGCAGUCCUCUUCAAGAAACGCCCAGGCCGCUGGCGCUCAAAACACAGCGUCGCGCUACCCCGCAAUCCGCCGCCAACGAACCAGUGCGCCGAAUUGACCGCCGUCAUCCUCGCGCUGUCCAAAGCGCUGGAGGAGUACGAUAAAAUGCUGACCCAACCCCGGUUCGAUGUGACCAUUCAUGUGGACUCCAAGUAUGCGAUCGGGUGCAUGACCGAGUGGAUCCACAAAUGGCGGAGGAACGGAUGGACGAACCAGAGGGGGGAGCCCGUCGCGAAUAGGGAUCUCAUCAUGAAGGCAUCUGCGCUGGAUCAGAGACUGAAGCAGCUUGGUUCUGUCUAUUAUCAGUGGAUUCCCAGGGAUGAGAACUGGAGGGCUGAUCAGCUCUGCAAUGAGAAUAUGGACCGGCAGCCCAUAUAUAUAUGA